Messenger RNA from Drosophila serrata, 6002 nucleotides. Its product is annotated as par-1. The record is from RefSeq and is a predicted model, not a curated record. Gene Ontology annotation, cellular component: cytoplasm. Gene Ontology annotation, molecular function: ATP binding; tau-protein kinase activity. NCBI's taxonomy places the organism in Eukaryota, Metazoa, Arthropoda, Insecta, Diptera, Drosophilidae. Gene Ontology annotation, biological process: microtubule cytoskeleton organization; protein phosphorylation; intracellular signal transduction.
AACACACUUACGCACACACACACCGACUCGCUCACCUCGCACAGGUGUGUGCGUGUAGGUGCCCGACUCUCUGGCUCUCUCCCCUCACUCUGUCCUCCUCCCACCACUCUGCCCGUUUUGGGGAGUGUGUAGGUAUAGCUCUCCCUCUCGCUCCCGCACGUUGCUGUGUGUUUAUUUCAGUGUCACCGGGGAGACAGAUUAGCUCUUGUCCGCCUGUUGUCGUAAAUAUAACGCACACACUGGCACAGGCGACACACAUGCAUACAUAUAUAUAAAUGGAAGUUGCUGCUGCCUGUGCUGGCUGUGUGUAUUUAAUUCAUUUUCGAGGUUUUAAUGCGCAACAACUGCGACUAGGAGACAAAAAAAUUUAUAUAAAAAAAAAAAACAAACAAAAGCUCCGUUGAGAAUUUAGAAAGCCAAAUGUAAACACACACGCAGCUGUGUGUGUGUGUAGGUGUAGGUGUGUUGCAUUGUACUUCCGAAAACUAAGAAACAAAUAUGAAAAAAACCCGCACAGUUGCAAAGCGAAAUCUCAAGCUGCCGCACACAGACUCACACACAAAGCCCAUUCAAUAAUUUUCCCAAAACUAAACUUGCAGUGUAAGAACAAUAAACAGAAAGCAAAAAGCGCACAGAGAAAAGAAAAGAAAAAGUUGCGAUCUCUCCGAGCAACAAGUACUGGUGCACUAAUACACGCGCGCGAAGAAGAUAGUGCCACGACAAAAAAGAGAAAGAAAACAGAAAAGGAGCAGCAGCUUAAAUAGAGUGAGAUACCAAAGCCAAAAGUGAGACGGAGAGGAGCGCAAUGGAGGCCACCGGCAGCACCACGACACCGGACUUGAAUCGCGGCGAUGCCACCAGGAAGAGUGUCCGCCUGUAUGCAGCCCGUAAGGGGGCAGCACCGGCGCCGCCCAAGCUCAGCGUUGCAACCUCCCCCAGUUCCGCCAGCAACCCAACUAAUAGUAAUAACAACAACACCAACAACAACAGCAGCAGCGACAACUUGCCAGAAACGGAAGUGGACCGAACAUAUCUUGCCACCAAGGAUCUCGGAUCCCUUGCAAUCGUCGACGACGAAAGUGUUGUGGAGCUGCGCCGACGAGAAGUGAAGGCUGCUCCUCUGCCCCGUGUAGCGGUGUCCGCCCUUCCCACGCUUCAACCCCAUCCGCAGCCCAGGGCUCCGGAGCGCCUACAGAAGCUACCGGCGCCACGCAACCUUCUGUCCACCGAGGACGAUGCUGGGGUAUCUUUCGCCCUCGGCUCUAUUGAGAAGCACAUCCACAACGUGGAGGAGAGCUUUAAGCAGCAUCAACAGCAGCAGCAAAACUCCCAAUCCUCGAUGGACGUGAUGAAGAUGGAAAUAAAGCGCAAACAGAGCAAGCGUUACGGCGAAACGGAGAACCUGCUGCGGCCCGGCAUCAGUGACAUGUCCUCGGAGAACGAUUUCCAGUAUUUGGGCGGACGCAGGGCAGGUGAACUGGAUGACAGCAACGAGCUGAUGCUCUCGGAAUUCCAACGCGGCAGCGACGGUCGCAAUUCAAUUGGUGCCUACUCCAAGAACUCGGCGGCAGCCUCCGGCGGAUCGAGUGCCGUGAAGGCCAAGCUGGCACGCACUGCUUCCGAUACGAAGAACAAUGACACCGUGCUGGCCAUGCGCGCCACUCUCAAGCAGAAGCAACAUAUGCAGGACGAGAAGCAGCCGGCGGUAUGGCGGCCUGCUGGCACUGCCCCCACUCCGGCGGCCAGAAGUUCCUUCACCACCUCAACCUCCACCAGUACCUCUGGGUCAACUAGUCGCGGAGGCAGCAGCAACAGUGUGGUGGACGGAGUGGCGCCAUCCAAAGUGACGGCCACCACCAUAUCUGCGGCCAAACGACGAGAGGAGAAUUUGAGGCAAUUCGAAGCUUUACUGGCCCAGAAGUCAUCCCACCGACACGCAUCCUCAGGCGGAGGAGGAUCAGGUGCUUCGGGGACCGGCAGCAGUGCAGCCAGCUCUAAGCGCCGUUCGGAGCGUCCAAUUGUGGCUCCAAUUCCGCCGUAUAAUUCCAGCCGGACAGAGCAUGUAACAACCAGCAGCUCUGCAAGUAGCUCGGCCAGAGCUAGCGCGGAUCACAGAUCCACUACGACGCAUAGUUCGGGAUCUGGGUCUGGGGCUGCUGGUCCGCCGCCAGUGGGACAUCAUCGUAGUAGCCACGCUCCCAGUGCGGUGUCGAACCGCAGCAAUGUAUACAGCAACCAUGUUGCACAGGGUUCGCCUAACAUGCAGAUGCGGAGUAGUGCUCCUAUGCGAUGGCGUGCUACGGAGGAGCACAUCGGCAAAUAUAAACUCAUCAAGACGAUUGGCAAGGGUAACUUUGCCAAGGUGAAAUUGGCUAAGCACCUGCCCACCGGCAAGGAGGUGGCCAUCAAGAUAAUUGACAAGACCCAACUCAAUUCUGGGUCACUUCAGAAACUCUUUAGAGAGGUUAGGAUAAUGAAGAUGCUGGAUCACCCCAACAUAGUUAAAUUGUUCCAAGUAAUAGAAACGGAGAAGACGCUUUAUCUGAUCAUGGAGUAUGCGUCAGGUGGAGAAGUUUUCGACUAUUUGGUUCUACACGGACGCAUGAAGGAGAAGGAGGCACGCGUUAAGUUUCGACAAAUUGUCUCAGCUGUGCAAUACUGUCAUCAAAAGAGAAUAAUACACAGGGACUUAAAAGCUGAAAACCUUUUGCUGGACAGCGAAUUAAACAUCAAAAUCGCAGACUUUGGCUUUUCAAACGAGUUCACGCCCGGCUCAAAGCUGGACACGUUCUGUGGCAGUCCACCGUACGCGGCCCCAGAAUUGUUUCAGGGAAAGAAGUACGAUGGACCCGAGGUUGAUGUGUGGUCGCUGGGUGUUAUCCUGUAUACGUUAGUGAGCGGUUCCCUGCCCUUUGACGGCUCCACAUUAAGGGAGCUGCGCGAGCGUGUGCUCAGAGGCAAAUAUAGAAUUCCCUUCUAUAUGUCGACUGACUGCGAAAACUUGCUCCGAAAAUUCUUAGUACUGAAUCCCGCAAAGCGUGCUAGUCUAGAAACAAUCAUGGGCGACAAGUGGAUGAACAUGGGGUUUGAGGAGGACGAACUCAAGCCCUAUAUUGAGCCCAAGGCCGAUUUAGCCGAUCCCAAGCGGAUAGGUAAGACGGAAGCUCUAGUCGCGAUGGGCUACAAUCGGCAGGAUAUCGAGGCUUCGCUCUCGCAGGUGCGCUACGACGAUGUGUUUGCCACGUAUUUGCUGCUGGGACGCAAGAGCACGGACCCGGAAAGUGACGGAUCGCGGUCUGGCUCCUCGCUAUCACUGCGCAACAUCUCGGGCAACGAUGCAGGCGCCAACGCUGGCAGUGCGAGUGUGCAGAGUCCCACGCAUCGGGGUGUCCACCGGAGCAUAUCGGCGUCCAGCACGAAGCCUAGUCGCCGAGCCUCGUCCGGUGCGGAAACAUUGCGCGUUGGACCGACAAACGCUACAGCAACUGUGGCUGCGGCGGCGGCGGCUGGCGGAGGCGUCGGUUCUGUAAAUCCAAGCAAUAAUUACAAUGCUGCAGGAUCAGCGGCGGAUCGAGCGUCAGUUGGCAGCAACUUUAAGCGUCAGAACACCAUUGAUUCGGCUACGAUUAAAGAGAAUACAGCGCGACUUGCCGCACAAAAUCAGAGACCCGCUUCGGCCACCCAAAAGAUGCUCACCACGGCAGACACAACACUAAAUAGUCCCGCCAAGCCGCGAACGGCAACGAAGUACGACCCGACGAACGGCAAUCGCACAGUUAGCGGCACCAGUGGCAUCAUUCCACGCCGCUCCACCACGCUGUAUGAAAAGACUUCGUCGACGGAGAAAACCAAUGUUAUUCCUGCAGAGACAAACAGUGGAUCGGCAGCUCCCGUUGGGAAGGGCCAUACCAAAAGCGCGUCUGUAUCGAGUCCUCGCCCCUCUGCGGACGGAUGCGUCUCGGUCUCGAAUGACCCGCUCGGAACGAGUCUGUUCGAUCGACUUAGAAUGGCAUCGGCUGUUAAAUCAAGCAGACACUUUCCAAGGAAUGUUCCAUCACGUUCAACCUUUCACUCUGGUCAAACCAGAGCACGAAACAACACAGCGUUGGAAUACUCGGGCACAAGCGGUGCCUCCGGCGACUCCUCGCAUCCGGGUCGCAUGAGCUUCUUCUCCAAACUCUCCUCACGUUUUAGCAAACGUCAGACAACCACGGAAGAGCCGGCAAAACCACGAGUAUUGCGCUUCACCUGGUCCAUGAAGACAACUUCGCCACUGAUGCCCGAUCAGAUAAUGCAAAAGAUCCGGGAAGUGUUGGACCAAAACAACUGUGACUAUGAACAGCGCGAGCGAUUUGUCCUCUGGUGCGUGCAUGGAGAUCCCAAUACCGACUCCCUGGUGCAGUGGGAAAUUGAGGUGUGCAAGCUGCCACGCCUGUCCCUGAAUGGAGUUCGAUUCAAGCGAAUUUCCGGCACCAGCAUUGGCUUCAAGAACAUUGCGUCUCGCAUUGCUUUUGACCUCCGGCUGUGACUUAACCAAACGAACAACGAGGGGAAUGCUGCCGCCGCCGCCGCCUCAGGGGCCACCGAGCCGCCCGACAACAUCUCCACCGCCGCCACAACCUGUCGGAGAGCCAGCAACGACAGCACCUCCCGGCUGUCGGAGCUCUCGCUGCUGUGCCGCUCGUUAACUAGUCAGCAGGGGGGCUCUCAGCGGCGGAAGAAAAGCAGGCUGUCCACGGGCGGCAGCGAAGAUCAAAAGAAAUCCAACUCGUUGCUGUCGGCGUUUCAAAUGUAUUCACCGUUUAGUUCUAAGGAGAACUUGCAGUCCAGUGAAGAGGUGCAAGACCUUCAGGUGAUUGACACCCAGCCUGGUCACUCGAUAGAUGUACCCCUGUACCAAGCUGACUUUAAUCCAAUUAAUCCGAUUUUGGAAGAAGAGCCCGCCGAUAUCGCGGAUAAUAAAAGGAGUGACAAAGGUGGCGGAGAUGGGGAUGGUGCUGGUAGCAGUGGACACAAGAGCAAGGGUGAUGGCGGCGGCAAUCGUUUGAAGCGAAACAUCAAGCACACUGGGAGUUUAAUUGUGCGUAAAUUGACGUCGGCCAGGCAAGGCGACACGGACAAAAAGGGAGGUGCGACUGGAAAGAAGGAAAAGGAGCAGCAGGAAACGGCAGGAACGGAUAAGGAGAAACCAAGCAACAGCAAGCCGGAAGGAAAGAUAGCCAUGCUACGCACCACAACCCUCUAAUGCAAUGGAACAUGGCUGCGUGGCAUGGAAAUCAACUUGAAUUGUGGGUCUGUUUGUAUGGAUCCCUGCUGGAAUCUCAAAAAAACAAAAAAAAUAUGAAUGUUAGCAUCUCUCUCUGUAGAUGGAACGUAUAGAAUAUAUAUAACUACACAUAACAAUCAAGCGCAGACAAACUCCUCCUCUAUCUAUCAACACUGACAUGCAUUAGCACCCACAUACAUAGAUACGCACAUAUUUACAUACGUUAAUUAAUAGGGAACUAGUUAAUGGGCCAGCACAGGAGCAUUGGUCAAUAGCGAGAGCAGGAGCGGAGGCAGGAGCAGAGCUGAAAGAUACACAAGUGAAUAACUAAAGGGUAACAGACAGAAACACACAACACUCAAUAAAACAAUAACAAUAAAUAUAUUAACAAGAAACCAAUCAACGCUCUAUAAACUGCAUUUAUGUGCCGAUAUAUCCAGUAAACAAUUUUGCUUGGCAAACAAACAAAACGAUCAAAGAACACAAUAUAUAACAUAGAUAUCCAAACUCGGGUUGUUUCAUUUUAAACCAUAUUUUUCAAUAAAAAGAGAAAGAAUAAGGCACGAGGUAUGUUUAAUAUAAAAUGUAUUCAUGAUAGCCAAAGUUCUUCUUCUACUGUAUCGGGAUGUGUUGUUGAAUCCCAAGACACCAACACCAACACCAACACGAACACGAACACCAUUAAUUGUAAUUAUUAGGCUCGUGCUCGGGAAUACGUAUAUAGUUGGUACUUACA